Eremothecium gossypii ATCC 10895 is the source of this 2046-nucleotide messenger RNA. RefSeq names its product alpha-mannosyltransferase. Bases 1 to 2046 code for a protein of 681 amino acids. Gene Ontology annotation, biological process: mannan biosynthetic process. The transcript has a single exon. Gene Ontology annotation, cellular component: Golgi apparatus. Lineage: Eukaryota; Fungi; Ascomycota; Saccharomycetes; Saccharomycetales; Saccharomycetaceae. The record is from RefSeq and is marked provisional. Gene Ontology annotation, molecular function: alpha-1,2-mannosyltransferase activity.
AUGGCCUCAGAACAGUCCACUAAGCCGGCACAUGGAAGCUUGCGAUUAGCAACAUACGCGCGGCAGCUCUGUCACGUAUGGAGACGAAAAUUCGGCAUGCACACGCUGGUACUAGCGGGGCUUUCAAUGUUAGCCUCAACAGCCUUUUUGCUAGUAUACAAUCGGGUUUAUGAAGGGGCGCAGCACGGCCUAUUCCGCAGCAGGGUGGAUGUUGAGGUUCCCACGAAUAUAUGGCAGUAUGCAGACGAAGCUCUUCCGGACAGACGGACGUUCGUGGAGGAAAUAUUGCGAACAGUGCAGGCAUAUCCGCCAGGGGCAGCCCUCCAAGUGCAGGCUGAUUGCUUGCUGGAGCGUGUCCGCGCUACAGAUGAGCGGAAAUUCGGUAGUCUAACGGCUUCCAAGCUACAGGGUUGCGUUGAUCUUUCUGGAGACGCCUUUGCGCAUGCAAAGGAACAGCAUGCGCUGAUGAUGAAGGUUAUUCAAAAGAGUUUACCCGAACACUUGAGUGACCUCGAUCACUAUCCGUAUAUAAGCGAUGGGAUUGUUAUCUUGGGCGGUGGCCAUAAGACGAUAGCAGCAAUUCCAGCUAUCCGGUCCAUACGCGAAAACAGCGGCAUCACGGUGCGCAAUUCCAUGCCCAUAGAGGUUGUGAUCCCAGGGCCGGCCGACGAGGAAAAGGUAUUCUGCUCAAAGAUUCUACCGGUACUAGAUCCAUCCGGUUUAACGCGGUGCGUGCAUUUGGGCGAUACCAUCAGCUCGUCCCUCCUUUCGAAAGUAAAGCCAUCAGACCAUAGGACCCUCGCCUUGCUAGCGUCAUCCUUCAGCAGAGUGUUAUAUCUCGACAGUUCCGUCCAGGUGAUAAACGCAAUUGAUGGCUAUUUCCACCAUGAGCUGUUCAAUGAGCGAGGCUUAGUCUUGUGGCCUGAUUACUGGCGCCGCUUGCACCAUCCAAAACUCUACGAGCUCGCCGGAAGCAAGGUUGAUACGGGCAGGCGCGAGCGUUAUAGUAUUGAUAAGGGAUCACCAAUAGAACUAUAUGGGGGUAAGGACGGCGAGUGGCCGAUGCAUGACUGUAAAGACAGCAUACCGGACGCUUCGUCUUCUUCGGGGGUCCUCCUCAUCGACAAGAAGAAGCACUUUAAGACCUUGGCGUUGGCGUUGUACUAUAACGUACAUGGGGAACCCUUCUUCUACCCGCUCUUGGACCCUAAGGCCCCACGCGAAGCAGAAAAGGAUACGAUCGUCUUCGCUGCCCAUGUGCUCUCUAGAGGAGGCGGUCCGCUGUACCACCAGGUCACAACACCAAAGAGAAGCGAGGGCCAUCGGAAAGACAAGGCAUCGAGUAAGCCAAUUUUGGAAGACACGGUGGAUACCAGCACCAUAAUCACUUCAACCUAUCGCCACGGUGCUGCGUCGUACCACGACUUCUUCGCAGACCACAACUUUGAGCUUCUAGCAGGAGAGAUCAUCAACUCGAACUUCGACAGCAGGCGGCUGGCCUAUGUCAAAUGGUGGCGCCAGAACCAUUCUGACGACACCACAUACAAGGAUAAGUCAGACGAAGACCUCUCGAACGACGCUUCUGUAAAGGCAGACUUCUACACAUCCUUUCACGGCAACUACACUCUCGCAGAGUAUCUCAAUUUCUUCGAGUUCACUCCUGUCAGCUUCGUCGAGACCGACGUUCUGACCUGCAACCCGUGGAUCGUGGCUCAGUCGCGCGAUCUAACGUUCGACGGCGCCAGCGCUGUGGGCGCGCAACCUGCAAACCAGCAAACCCAAUACAAGGCCGGGCCACCUACUCACCAUAGGCUCUUCAGCGACCAUUUCCAGAAGCUAACUACCUAUGACCUCGAACUAGCUACCUGGUCCGCCUAUGCAGAGUUCCUAUGCUCUAAAUUCUCGUACAAGGAUUAUCCCUAUUUAAAAGAGCACCUUGGUCUGACCGAUUCUCCAACCACUGCAUAUAAGAUGAUGUGUAAAUACAUCAGCGCCCGCGUAAGUCAUCUCCAGUCUACAUCUUGGCAUACCAUGGGCAACAAGUAG